Messenger RNA from Encephalitozoon hellem ATCC 50504, 1443 nucleotides. RefSeq lists its product as uncharacterized. NCBI's taxonomy places the organism in Eukaryota, Fungi, Microsporidia, Unikaryonidae. The transcript has a single exon. The coding region runs from base 1 to 1443 and encodes 480 amino acids. The record is from RefSeq and is a predicted model, not a curated record.
AUGGGAAAGGAUGCUUUGUAUUCAUAUCUAUCUCCCAUAGCAGAUGAGGAGCAAGGGAAGUUCAGGGAUCCGAGAGGGCUGUCUAUGGGGUCUAUGGAUGAGAAGAUGAGAAAAAUCAAUGAGGAAUUCAAGGCCAGAGCCUGUGUUGGAAACGGAUUUGUGUUCAAUAAAAAUGUCAAGUUAGAGUCUCCUGCAAGCUAUUUUGGCAAGUGCACAGAUCCUUCCGAUGCAAAAGAGCCAGCAAAUGGCAGCCUGAAAGGUCGGAAAGAUGUUGGAGAUGUAAAUAGCCUGAAGUCAAAGGAUGGAUUUAUUGGAGGUGUGAUACCAUGGAAAGUGAAUUCCUCAGGUGCCGUAGGGAGAGGCAUGGACCAUAGAGACGUGUACAGGGGGUCGGUAGUUGGGUUGGACCUCUACAAAAAGCCCUCCAUAGAUUUCACGUCCUAUACUAAGCAAAAGGGCAGUGGAAUGAACUCUAAGAUGGGGUAUGUAAAAUCCAUGGCAAGCAGCUCUAUUUUCAACAGGAACUCGUCUUUCAAUUAUGGAAGCCCUGCAAAAGAAAGGAAUACCGUCUCGCCAUGUCUAUAUACCAAGAGGAAAGAGCAAGUGGAUACGAACUCUUCUCCGUCCAGAUCUGUAUUUAGUAAUCCGUUAUCAAACCAUAAGGCCUCUAGCUCGUCCCUCAAGACUUCGUCUCAGGCAUCCAAUUCUUUUCUGUGCAAUAACACAAGCGGAUCACCGGCUUUUGCUCCUAUCGAUGUGAUGUAUGUGAAAACACCAAAGCCCAAGGACAUGGCAGAAGAUGUGGAGUGUGAUUCUAGUGAGCAGCCACGUGCUCGGGCUGGUUCUUGCAACACUUCAAUGGCUUCAAAUCUUUAUGCUCCUGGAAGGAAACUAACAAUCUGUCCAAACAUCAAAAUAUCAAACACCGUGCUGUGCUACGAAAAUUCAAGAGAGACGACUAAGUACUACAUCACGGUUGAGUCAGAUGUUAGCUGGAUGAUAUGUAAACCCAUCGGAGAUAUCGCCACACUUAUCCCUAGCAUUCAAUGUACAACGUUAUCAAAUGCAAUGUCCCCACAGGACAGAAGGGCAAGAGACAGGAUGAUACAGGUGACGUUGAAUUCUGGGAUCACGGACAAGCAACUUCAGUCGUUCAUUCUCUCAGAUAUUUCAAGUGACCAGGUGUUUAGGUCUUCGUAUCUGCUGAUGUAUAAUGAGGGAUGGAAGGCUUAUCUCUUCAAGUUUGUUGGGAAGGCACUCAUAUGUUACGAGAAAAGUAGGGUCUUUAAGAUUCUCCUUCUCAGUGGAUGCAACGUCCUACCCUUGGGUCAUACAGGCUUUUGCCUUGAGAAGUCCGGAGAAGGAAUAGAACUAUACACCACCUGUGAGAAAGAAAGAGAUGCAUGGAUCUCAGACAUAAAAGAAUACAUUGGUAAACUCUAG